Messenger RNA from Notodromas monacha, 396 nucleotides. The record is from the annotation of a GenBank genome assembly. NCBI's taxonomy places the organism in Eukaryota, Metazoa, Arthropoda, Ostracoda, Podocopida, Cyprididae.
AUGGGUUUGUGUUUUGAUAUUCUCGAUGGUUUGUCGAGUUUGCAACAAUUUUGUUUUGAAGCCCUGUGGAAGGGUCUUUUUCGAACAGCUGCAGUGGGGUUGGCUUCCUUCAUUAGUGCUGCUGUUGGAACAGGCGUUGUGGCUGUUGUCGGGCUCCCUGUUGUUCUCAGUGCACUGGGAUUCAAAGGUGCAGGUGUAGCAGCUGGUUCAGUUGCUGCUGCGACUCAGUCAGGAAUCGGCAACGUUGUCGCUGGCAGCUGGUUUGCAGCCUGCCAAAGCGUUGGCGCAGCUGGACUCGGUGCUGCUGCCAUGGCUAAGAUAGGCGUUGCUGCUGGAGCUGUUGGUGGAGCUGUCACAGGAAUGACAGGAGCAGUCUACAAGAGGAUUGUGAAAUAG